GGGCAGAGGCUUAAAUAGGCGGCUCUGGUGGCCGGGCCCAGUGCGCACUGAGAAGGUGGCAGUUGCGGCAGCGUCGAGUGACCGAGCCUGGUGUCUGCCUGUGGAGUGAAUCCGAGCCCGGGACCUAGUCCUGACCGUGUCCGUGUGUGAGUGGACGGCGUCCGACGCGAUGACUCUGAAUGGCGGCGGCAGUGGAGCGGGCGGGAGCCACAGCGGGGGCCGGGAGCGCGAGCGCCGUCGGGGCAGCACACCCUGGGGCCCAGCGCCCCCACUGCACCGCCGCAGCAUGCCGGUGGACGAGCGCGACCUGCAGGCGGCGCUGGCUCCGGGCGCUCUGGCAGGGGCAGCGGCUGGGACCCGGGCCCAGGGUCCGAGGCCGGACUGGCCGGAGGACUCCUCUGAGUCUCUCAGCUCAGGGGGCAGCGACUCAGACGAGAGUGUUUACAAGGUGCUGCUGCUGGGGGCGCCUGGCGUGGGCAAGAGUGCUCUGGCACGCAUCUUCGGUGGUGUAGAGGACGGCCCGGAAGCAGAGGCCGCAGGGCACACAUAUGAUCGCUCCAUUACGGUGGAUGGAGAAGAAGCAUCACUCAUGGUCUAUGACAUUUGGGAGCAGGAUGGGGGCCGCUGGCUACCAGGUCACUGCAUGGCCAUGGGGGAUGCAUAUGUCAUCGUGUACUCAGUGACAGACAAGGGCAGCUUCGAGAAGGCCUCAGAGCUGCGGGUCCAGCUGCGGAGGGCGCGGCAGACAGAUGACGUGCCCAUUAUUCUAGUGGGCAACAAGAGCGACCUGGUGCGCUCACGAGAGGUCUCCUUGGACGAGGGCCGAGCCUGCGCUGUGGUCUUUGACUGCAAGUUUAUUGAGACAUCGGCUGCACUGCACCACAACGUCCAGGCACUGUUCGAAGGUGUUGUGCGCCAGAUACGCCUGCGCAGGGACAGCAAAGAGGCCAAUGCACGUAGGCAAGCGGGUACCCGGCGGCGAGAGAGCCUUGGCAAGAAGGCGAAGCGUUUUCUGGGCCGCAUUGUAGCACGCAACAGCCGCAAGAUGGCUUUUCGUGCCAAGUCCAAGUCCUGUCAUGACCUCUCGGUGCUCUAGGCCCCAUGGGCACUCACUGCGUUGUGCAGACAGAUGGGCAGUUUGGUGGGCUGGCCCAGCCAAACUGCCCUAGGUGCCUUGGCUGGCUCAGACUCUUGGCAACCACCACCUCAUGGUAAUGGACAGACAGUGCUGUGCAGGGAGGCAGCUCCCAGUGGCCACCAAGGGCUGGGCCCACAGAGAUGUGUGUGCAGGCCCAUGUGUGUCCCAAGCAGCAGCCCUCGCCCAGCCCAUGGGGCAGGAUGUGUGUGGGGAGAGGACUCCACCUUUCUCCAAGCCUAGGUGUGCAUGCCCUGGAGGGAGGCUAUUCAGUGCAGUGGCUAUUUGUUUACAUGCGGAGUUUUGUAAUAAAGACUAUUUCCAGAUAGGUCAA
Molecule: messenger RNA, 1469 nt
Organism: Manis javanica (Malayan pangolin)
Lineage: Eukaryota; Metazoa; Chordata; Mammalia; Pholidota; Manidae
Gene: RRAD
Product: RRAD, Ras related glycolysis inhibitor and calcium channel regulator
Biological process (GO): negative regulation of high voltage-gated calcium channel activity
Cellular component (GO): plasma membrane
Molecular function (GO): GTP binding; calcium channel regulator activity; GTPase activity
Source: RefSeq, a predicted model, not a curated record